Molecule: messenger RNA, 3232 nt
Organism: Melospiza melodia melodia
Lineage: Eukaryota; Metazoa; Chordata; Aves; Passeriformes; Passerellidae
Gene: GLT1D1
Product: glycosyltransferase 1 domain containing 1
Exons: 12
Coding region: 14-1039 (341 amino acids)
Molecular function (GO): glycosyltransferase activity
Source: RefSeq, a predicted model, not a curated record
CGGAGCGGCCGCGAUGAGGCUGCUGCUGCUGGCGUGCCUGCGGGCACAGACCGGCAACGCCACCACGGCCGCCAGGAUCCGGAAUCAUCUAGAGGCUGCAGGUCACAUCUGUGUUCUUAAAGAUGCUUUCAUGUAUGGAAGUGCAGCUGAAAUAGCAAACCUGACCUCCUCAGACAAGUUUGAUGCAGCCCUGGCCAUUCACCUCUAUAAAGGAGGCAGACUGCUGCAAGGGAGCAGAAUUCCCUUUGGGAUCAUCUUUGGAGGGACAGAUGUCAAUGAAGACAUGAAAUGCAAAGAGAAACGCCAGGUGAUGGGAGCAGUGCUGGAGAGAGCCAGGUUUGCAGUGGCUUUCACGGUGGAAAUGAAGGAGCUGGCAGCAGCAGAGUGGCCAGAUGCUCGGAAGAAAAUUUAUGUCCAAAGCCAAGGAAUCAAGGCUACACCCAGUGAAACAUUUGACUGGUACCAAUUUCUACAAAAUGCAGGCAUCCCUGCAGACUCAGGCCCUGUGCAUCUGUUCCUCCUGGUGUGUGGGCUGCGCAGAGUGAAGGACCCUCUGUACCUGGUGGAAGCUUUCUCAGAGUGGCACAGAAAGGAUCCCAGUGUCUAUCUGGGCAUUAUUGGACCUGCAGUUGAUCCACUGUUUAGCAGUGAAGUUGAGGAGAGAGUUAAAAGGGCCCCCGGGACGCGCGUGCUGCGGGAGCUGCCCCAGCCCGAGCUGCACGCUGCCCUGCGCUGCUGCCUGGCCCUGGUGAACAGCUCCAGCUCCGAGGGCAUGUCUGCUGCCAUCCUGGAGGCAAUGGAUUUAGAAGUUCCCGUGCUGGCCAGGAACAUUCCCGGGAAUGCAGCAAUAAUAAAGCACAAGGAAACGGGGCUGCUGUUUUCCACUCCCCAGGAGUUUGUUGCACUGUCCAAGAGUUUAAUGAAUGACCCCACUCUGGAAAAGGAAAUUGUGACCAGGGCCAAAGAGUACGUGGAGCAGCAUCACUCCUGGGAAGGGGAGAGGAAAACCUACCAGAGCCUGGUGCAGAGACUGCAGUGAGCGGGCAGGGCCAGCAGAGCCCUUCAGGGAUGGCAGCGUGCUUGGGUUGGGGUUCCUUGGGUUCCUUCUGAAAAACAGCCAGACAUUGUUCAAUAGAGCAACAGCCCGGAGCAGAGCUGCUGCAGGGCCAGGCUGAGCCAGGGCAGCCCUGGGCAGUGCCAGGGCAUUGCUGCUCUGAGCCAGGGCAGUGCCAGGGCAUUGCUGCUGUGAACCAUCCCAGGGCAGUGCCAGGGCAUUGCUGCUCUGAGCCAGGGCAGUGCCAGGGCAUUGCUGCUGUGAGCCCACCCAGGGCAGUGCCAGGGCAUUGCUGCUCUGAGCCCUCCCUGGGCAGUGCCAGGGCAUUGCUGCUGUGAGCCCUCCCUGGGCACUGCCAGGGCAUUGCUGUUCUGAACCAUCCCUGGGCAGUGCCAGGGCAUUGCUGCUCUGAGCCCUCCCUGGGCACUGCCAGGGCAUUGCUGCUCUGAGCCCUUCCAGGGCAGUGCCAGGGCAUUGCUGCUCUGAGCCAGGGCAGUGCCAGGGCAUUGCUGCUGUGAGCCCACCCAGGGCAGUGCCAGGGCAUUGCUGCUCUGAGCCAGGGCAGUGCCAGGGCAUUGCUGCUGUGAGCCCACCCAGGGCAGUGCCAGGGCAUUGCUGUUCUGAACCAUCCCAGGGCAGUGCCAGGGCAUUGCUGCUCUGAGCCCUCCCUGGGCACUGCCAGGGCAUUGCUGCUGUGAGCCCACCCAGGGCAGUGCCAGGGCAUUGCUGCUCUGAGCCAGGGCAGUGCCAGGGCAUUGCUGCUGUGAGCCCACCCAGGGCAGUGCCAGGGCAUUGCUGCUCUGAGCCCACCCAGGGCAGUGCCAGGGCAUUGCUGCUCUGAGCCAGGGCAGUGCCAGGGCAUUGCUGCUCUGAACCCUCCCAGGGCAGUGCCAGGGCAUUGCUGCUCUGAGCCCUUCCAGGGCAGUGCCAGGGCAUUGCUUUUCUGAGCCCACCCAGGGCAGUGCCAGGGCAUUGCUGCUCUGAGCCCUCCCUGGGCACUGCCAGGGCAUUGCUGCUCUGAGCCAGGGCAGUGCCAGGGCAUUGCUGCUCUGAGCCCAGGGCACUCCUGGCACACAGAGGCACAGGGGAUGCUCUGCCCAGGCUCCCUCCCACCCUGCAGCGCUGCCAGCCCCUGCCCACAGCCAGGGGCACUCACACACCUGCUGAGGCCCAGGUGCACGAGCAGAGGAUGAACUGUGGACAGCACAGGGGGCUCCUGCAGCCCCCCAGAGCAGCCCAGGAUCACACCAGCCUGGGCACAGCUGCUGUGGGCACAGGAAUGGGCACAGGGGGCUCCUGCAGCCCCCCAGAGCAGCCCAGGAUCACACCAGCCUGGGCACAGGGAGGGGCACAAGGACGGGCACAGGGGGCUCCUGCAGCCCCCCAGAGCAGCCCAGGAUCACACCAGCCUGGGCACAGCUGCUGUGGGCACAGGAACGGGCACAGGGGGCUCCUGCAGCCCCCCAGAGCAGCCCAGGAUCACACCAGCCUGGGCACAGCUGCUGUGGGCACAGGAACGGGCACAGGGGGCUCCUGCAGCCCCCCAGAGCAGCCCAGCUCCCCUGAGCCUGCAUUGUGCCCCUGGCACAGGGCAGGAGCUUGGCCCAGGUGCCAGAGCCGUGCCAGAGCUGCUGGGUUACAUGAACUACCUCUUGCUUUGCCAGUUCCUUUGGCACCUCUGUGAUUUGCUUAUUUAUCGAAAGAUUUAUGAGACCUGUACAAAGGGGUGGGGUUGGAGGUAUUUGCUGUGUGUUUUGGUACUGUUUGUUCUUAUUUGUGGCUUUUCAGGAUGUAUUUAUUUCAAUACAAUGCAGCAGCCUUGUCUGAAAGGGAGCCUGAGCUCUGCCCAAAGUCCACCCUGCUCAUCCCUGCCAGCCCAGGGACCACGGACACACCUCUGAGGCUGUAAUUGCCAUCCAAGGACUUGCAUCUAGAGAAAAAAAACCAAAACAACAAAAAAGAGGGGCAUAUUUGUAAUUUCUUGUUCUUGGGAACCUGUUUGCUUUGUAGGUCUCGAGCCUGCCCCAAGGAGAGCCGGUGGAAUGUUUUCUGUUGGUCCAGUGGCUGUUGUGUCAGACUUUCCUCUGUAAUAAUGAAGUUCACAGUGUGUUUCAAGCUUUCCUCUCUAUUUUUGAUGUUUUGCAAGGUUCUGGUACAGUAAACAAGAAAGCAGUUUGA